AUGACUGCGCGCGCGGUGAAGCGCCGCUCAAGCGCGGCCGAGAGCGCCGGGACCGAGGACGAGCACGCAGCAGCGGCAGCAGCAGCGUCGAUGUCGAUGUCGAUGUCACCACCAGCAGCAGGUGACGGCGGAUUGGGACCGCCACGAAAGCGCAAGCGGCGGGUGGUCUCAUGCGCCGAAUGUCACCGGCGAAAGCAGAAGUGUGACCGCAACCAGCCGUGCCGGGCGUGCGUAGACCGCAAGAUGGAGACGAGCUGUCACUACGAGACGACGGCAAUGUCGCACGAGCGCCACCACAUGCGCGUAAUUGAGGCGGCCACGUACGGCCGCUCACUGCAGGAAGGAGGCAGCCUUCCGGUCAAGGCAGCCGGCUUCGGCUAUGCCCACACGGCCGACAACACGCUCGGCUUCCUGCGCAAGAUCGACGGCCACGGACACGGACGUCGGAGCGGCAGUGGCAGCGGCAGCGGCAGUGGCAGCAUUGGAAGCCUGGACGGCCUGGACGGCCUUGUCAGCAUCAGCGGCAUCGGCAGCAUUGGCGGCAUUGGUGGCAUCGACAGCCGAGGCAGCGACCUCGAUCGGCUCUCGGGCCUGAUCGAGGACGGCGGCGGUGGCAUCGUGACGACGACGACAGCCGAGGCAGCCGCUCUGGCUGAACAGCAGUAUCUGCAGUCACAACAGCCGCAGGAACAGGCCCUCAGCCAGCCUCACGCUCAUCCGCACAAUCACAACCACAGUCACUCCCAGACUGGCGACCCCUACGCCGUAACAGACCGGUAUCGGUCGCUCAUCCGCGAGCUGCCCCCCCGACAGUACAUCGACCGGCUCGUGGAGGUGUAUUUUCACGAUUUCAACUGGCACUACUACGCACUCGACGAGGACGUCUUUCUCCAGCGGCUGGCCGACUGGAGCGACGGAGCAACAGGUCCGUUCGGCACGCUGCAGCCGCCACACCAGCUGUCGGCCGACCUGCGGGCGUUCCCGGCCCUGCUCUUCCAGGUGCUGGCCGUCGGGCUGCUGGUGCUGCCAGCCGACGACCCGGACGGCUUCUUCGACCCGAUCAAGCACCCCGGCAACACGACGCUGGACAGCCUGGCGAUGGACUACAGCGAGGCGGGCAACGCAAUCCUAGCACUGCUGGGCAAGCGGCAGAUGUCACUGACGACGGUGAUGGCAGCCUUUCUGCGGGCCGCCUUCCUCAAGUACGUGGCCCUGAUCACGGAGGCAUGGCACGCGAUCGGGAGCGCCAUCCGGGACGCACAGGAGAUUGGGCUGCACCGCACCAGCCUGGACCCAAAGCCAUGGACACAGACGGCCGAGGCAGUGCUGGCGAACGAGUGGGAGAUCCAGAGCCGACGACGGACGUGGAUGACGCUGGUCAGCUGGGACGUGCACAUGGGCGUGGUGCUGGGACGGCCGACGACGGUGGACCUGUCGGACAGACCGGUGCUGCCGGUGGACUGCGUGCUGCCAACAUCACAGGCAGAGCGGGCAACGAUGCCGGUGCAGCCACGCGGUGAGGACGACGCGCCGACGCCGCUGACACGAGCCAUCUGGGCCUUCCAGGCGAUCGAGCCGCUGCGGGCGAUCCUGGCACUGGAAAAAGACGGCCCAGUGCCACGUGACUUUGGGGCCGUGGACGCGCUGCACGACGAGCUCGUGCAGUUGCAGGCGGCCAUGCCGCCGUACUUCCGGCUCGAGAACCCGGACCGACGCUUUGACGGGCUGCCCGAGUGCCACUGGCUGCCGGCCGUGCGCGUGGCCCUGCCGCAGGUGACCGUAUUCAACCUGAUCGCGCUGCACCGCCACUACGUCUUCACGCGGGCCCGCAGUCGGACCGAGGGCCUGCACGCCUGUCUGGCCAUGCUGCAGGUCCAGCGCGUGCACUUUGCCACGCUGCGGCCGCAACAAUACCGCAUGUUCUCGCUCUUCUUCGGCACCUUCGACUCGCUGGUCCUGCUGGCCUCCAUCUACAUCCUCUUCCCACGCGAGCACCCAGAACUAAUCCCAGCCACCAUCCAGCACUUCCGCUGGUCCGUCGAGCGCUUCGAGCUGAUGGCCGACCACUUCAGCCUGGCUCGCUCGGCCCUCGGCGUCCUGCAGGCCAUCUACCUGCGGCUGCGCAAGACGCUAGGGAUCCGCUUUCUAGAAGGCGGCGGCAGCAGCAGCUGCAGCGCACCAAACGGUGGCAGCGCAGCCGACAUGACAAAUGGCAGCAACAGCAACAAUGCCACGUCUAUCGACCUGCUGACGCUCAGCAACAUCGAUCCCAGCCUCCAGGACGAGGGGACGCCGCUGCUGGGCGGAACGGCGGCCAUGACCAGGGAAGACGUCGUCACCGGCCCCUCGCCCUCGGCUUCUUCAUCGUCUAGCAGCGAGCCGACGCCCGGUGCGUUCUCGUCGGUCUCGGGUCCGUCCAGCGCGGCCAGCGUGGCCACGGACGUGUUUGGCGCAGCCAUGGCGGCCGCCGAAGCAGCAGCAGCACCACCACCACAACCACAAACGCUCCUGGAUCCAGCACUACAAGACACAGCCAUCGCAGACAGCAGCACGCUCGCGCCCUUUGACCUGGACACGAUCUUCCCCGACGGCUUCGACUGGACGUCGUUCCAGCCGAUCUGCCCGACCGGCGACCUGACAUACAACAUCCUGAUGGGCGUCAGCGAUGGCACGACCGCCAUGCCGACGUGGGCAGGGUCUCUGGGCGGCGAGAACGGCCAGAACGUCGUUUCGGUGGAGCCAGCGGGUGUCGGGGGCGAUGGCGAUGGCGAUGGCGAUGGCGAUGGCGAUGGCGAUGGCGAUGGCGAUGGCGAUGGCGGUGGCGGCGGUGAUGAUCUAGAAGCAGCGGCGGCGGCGGCGGCAACAUCCAUUGACGGGACAGCAGUGCCGUGGCAGUUUGAGGGCGACUUUGCGAGCAAUAGCAUCUGGGGACUGCUCAACAUCUACACGCCCUUUUAG
Messenger RNA from Grosmannia clavigera kw1407, 2958 nucleotides. RefSeq lists its product as uncharacterized. Bases 1 to 2958 code for a protein of 985 amino acids. NCBI's taxonomy places the organism in Eukaryota, Fungi, Ascomycota, Sordariomycetes, Ophiostomatales, Ophiostomataceae. The record is from RefSeq and is a predicted model, not a curated record. The transcript has a single exon. Gene Ontology annotation, cellular component: nucleus. Gene Ontology annotation, biological process: regulation of DNA-templated transcription; DNA-templated transcription. Gene Ontology annotation, molecular function: DNA binding; DNA-binding transcription factor activity, RNA polymerase II-specific; zinc ion binding.